UCCCUUCUUCCUUCCCGUAAAUGCCUUGCUCUGAGAGGUGAGGGAUCCAAAGUGAUGAAACGACUCAAGAGCGGACGCUUGCCAUGAGGCUGGCUGGCUUCGCUUGCGUCCUCCUCCUCUUGCUGGCGGGAGCGCGCGGGGAGAGGCGCGGCGAGGCGAAGUAGCCCAGCCCUUGCCUUUGGAGUCGCCCAGGGAGAGCGCUGGCUUGCCAAGGAGGGCUGGGAAGCGCGCCAGAGGCUCAACCCAGCCCCCCCCCCUCUCUCCCUCUCCGUUUCUCCGCCUUUGCAACCAUCCCCGGCAGGCUGCUGCUGCUGCUGGAUGUGAGGCGCUGGGGCUGCUGUUCCUUCCUUCACGGAGAUCUGCCCGCCUUUGGCUUGCGAUGCCGGCUUCCCUUUGGCAUGCCAAACCGCGCACAGGAUGAAGGCAGGUCAGUCUUCGAGAAUGCCAGAGGAAAGUUCCCCGCGGAAGACACCCCAGAAUGUGCCCUAUCAGGACCUCCCUCAUCUGGUCAAUGCGGACGGGCAGCAUCUCUUCUGCAGAUACUGGAAACCAGCCACCACACUAAGGGGCCUGGUGUUUGUUGCUCAUGGUGCUGGAGAACACUGCUGUCGUUAUGAUGAUUUGGCCCAGAUGUUGACAGGGAACAACUUUUUCGUAUUUUCUCAUGAUCAUGUUGGCCAUGGGAAGAGUGAAGGAGACCGUAUGAUUGUGUCAGACUUCCAUGUAUUUGUCAGAGACUGCUUGCAGCACAUUGAUCUAAUGAAGAAAGAUCACCCAGGUCUUCCCAUGUUUCUUCUAGGGCAUUCCAUGGGAGGAGCCAUUGCCAUCCUUACCGCAUGUGAAAGACCAAAUGAGUUUUCAGGCAUGGUAUUGAUUUCUCCUUUAGUAGUUGCAAGUCCGGACGUAGCAACACCAAUCAAGGUUUUUGCAGCUAAAGUGCUUAACUUUGUUCUGCCAAACUUGUCCUUGGGAACUCUCGAUCCAAAUAUGGUAACACGGAAUAGAAAAGAGGUUGAUGCUUACAUCUCAGAUCCCCUGGUCUACCAUGGUGGCAUGAAAGUCUGCUUUGUCAUCCAGCUGAUGAAUGCUAUCGCCAAAAUUCAGCGCUCACUCUCCAAACUAACUCUUCCCAUCCUGGUGCUCCAUGGCUCACCUGACAAACUCUGUGAUAUCAAGGGCUCUUUUUUGCUCAUGGAUACUGUAUCAAGUCAAGAUAAAACACUCAAGGUGUAUGAGGAAGCUUAUCAUGCCCUCCACAAAGAGCUUCCUGAGGUGACGACUUCUGUUUUUACAGAAAUACAAACAUGGAUUUUGCAGAAACUCUCAGCAGCUGAAGAAGCCCAUGGCUCUUAAAAAAGCCACUUUGCUACCUUUUUAAAUGGUGGCUGGGAUAUUCUGGAAAGGGGAAACCUUUUGGUUUUUUUCUACAAUCUGGGUGGGAGGGUGAAUAAUUUCUUAAAGGGACUCCUGAAAUAGAUUAUUUUAAAACAGAAAUUCCUGUGGCAUUUCGGGGUGAGAGAAACUGUGCAGUCAAAAGAGUUAUUCUGCCAGAGGGGAGAGAGAGGAAGGGCACCAGUACCGAAUUCUCAGUAGAAGUGCUGCUUUAAGGGGAUUAUUUGAAUCUCUCUCAAAAAUCCAGGGCACCACUCUACCCCAUUCUUUGUUUUCCAAGGAGUUCCUGAGGUGCUGAGGUAAUUUUUUUAAAUACUGCAAUAAUCUUUGGAAUUGCGUUCAAUUUCUACUCCUGCUGGAGUAGAAUCCCUCCCUUCUCUACUUUCAAGAUUGCAUAAAUACACAAAAGAAAUGGAUUGUCACAUGGAAGUGGUGUUAGGAAGGAAGUUGAGGUGGUAACUGGGGUAACAUGUGUGAAUUUAAAACGUGCAAAAAAAAAGGAUUGUGUUAGAGUCUGGGCUGGCCAAAGGGUCUCAGAAUAUCCUGCCUAAGGGGUUAAGAACCAGGAAGGAACCCAACAAGUCAUGUAGCAAACAGCCUCAAUGGUCUUCAGAGCUGUUUCAUGGUCAGCCCUAGAACUUUCACCACUGAGCAGCCAUGGCGGAAGUAGAAUAGUGAGUUCCAGAAACCAAAACUUUCUUCUGUGCAAGAAUUGUAAAUAUUUAUUAGGGGCUGCUCUCCUUGUUACUUGUGUUACUGGUAACUUAAGAUGUCAAAAGUUAUAUUUAAAGAGAAAUAUUAUUAAAUAUAAUAUAUACUGUUUCUAUAGGUUGCUCAGAGAUAUCUAGAGGAAGAGAGCAGUAUAUCAAAUGGGUCCAGGGACAGCCAUUUGUACAUCUGUAGGGUACUUCCAAACAACAAAAAUGUAACUCUGCCAUGUUGGUGAGCUGAAUUGUCGCUUGAUAACAAAGGUAUACUCCCUGUUUUUCCGUAAUUUUCACACUGUUAUUCCUGUUUUUAAAUAGGAAGGACAGGACAGAAGUCACUCACCUGUUAUGGGCUUGUAUUUUCUCCUUCUCUGUUCCUUUAUUCUUGUACUUGUUUGGAAGAAAACAGAGGGAUGACAAGAAGCCAAACUUAUAGCAAAUGUGUGUUUGGGAGGUGUUCAGCAGCCACAGAUAGAGAAAAGGAUCCCAAUGUACAUUUUAUACAUAGGAUGUGCAGAGAACAGUAAGUGGUAAUGAGAAAUUGUGGCAGAGAGAUUCAUCUGUUGGACACUUGCAUUUGUGAAAAGGAUUGGGGUCUGUAUGGACUAGGGAUAGCUGAGAAUUUAAUUUCAGUUUUUCAUCACAGAAUUCUAUAUUGGAGAAAGUAAAACAAUCAAUAACCUCAUCCCUAGAGUGAGUGCUCAUUUUACUUUAGACCAAAAUUUAACAAUACUUGGGACAUGUUGUUGAAGCAAAACAUAAGAUUUGUCCAUUCCUCCUAGGGAAGGACUUCGAUUUUAUGUUCCUGUGAUAAACUGUUCUUGGAGAUAGGGUUGGGGUAGGGUUGUACCCUGUGUUCAUCUCAAUAAGAUUUGGGUAGGAGCUUUAAGAAUGAUUUUGUUACUUGACUAAGUCAGAACAGCAAUACCAGGGAAAAUGUAAAAAAAAAAGGUGGCUCAUAACUAGUCAAAACACCUACCCAAUGUGACCAUCAUACUUGUAUAUUCUUGUCAUUCUUGUCAUUCUCAUUUCAUAAGGGAAAAUAUUUAAGAUUAGUAUUAUUGCAGGUAUUUUCCCCUGGAAAAAAGUCCCAGUUUUACUGUUGAACUAAUCUCCUGUAUAAAUGAUUGGAAGAGAAACCUGUUUGUGCUUAAACUGAGAUUACUAGCUUUAUUUUGGGGAGUCUCAUCAGUUUGAGUCCUUCUUUUCCCAUGCAUUUCUUGCAGGAGACUUACCACUGUGACUAAGGACUGUUUCAAAACGUGUGACUUCUCUCUUGAGAACAGCCUCAGUUCUGUUUCGUGGGACACCACUAUCUCAGUAAUGAAAGAUAUUCUGCAAUCUCUAUUAUUGUGCUUUUCCUAACCUGCAUGUACUUUCAGGGUGAAAGUCUGAAGCUAUGAAGUGCUCUUUAUUAGUCAGGCAACCAAUAUGUAUGAAGUAUAAAGAGACAUAUGCAAUGUUAGACUCUAGAACAGAUGUUUGCACAGAACUUGAAAAAUUGAGUUGACAAACUUACAGGGCCACUUCCCUGUGCAUAGCUAUCUGUGCAUCUGGGGGCUUGAGGGGGGAUUCUUAUCGCACAUACCAAAUCUUACCUGCUCAUCUGCAUAUAAAUCUUACUCAACCUAGGGACUCAUGUGAUCAGCUAUGUGGUGUAAUCUCUAUCUCUGGAGAUUUUUAAAGAUAGGCUACAUGACACAAUCUAUAAAGAAUGUUUUGAUUGUGUAUUUCUCCAUUGCAGUAUGGGGAUGGACCUCGCAGCCUCUUCUCUCUCUAUGCUUCUAGUUAUAAGCAUGGGCUGUGCAGGGCAUUUUUUGCCAAUGUAUUCUAGUGAAUUUAUUCUAUUGCCACAGCUUAGCAGAUUGCAGACACACUUUGAGUAGUACGAAACUCAGAGAUACCAGUGCAUGGACGGUUUGCUAGUAAGUACCCAUCCCCCUUCUCACUUGACCUUCCUGAAACAUUGCAAGAACUUUAGAUCCUAUUGGGCCAAAAGUCUUAGCAGAGUGUUCUAAAAUAUUCUCCCUCUGCUAAUCUUCCAGUUUUGUACUGGAGAAGAAUUAACACAAUAUCCCCACAGUUGAGGUUUUAACUGGGCCAACAGCCUGCCAUACAAAAGUACCCUGAUCACAACAGGUUUAGUUCCUGCCUCCACAGCCAGUUCUUUCUGGGAACUUUGAAAAGAGAACCUUGUGUAAUAGCAAACGGCCUCCCAAUUAGCUCUGAUUUGUUCUCUAUUAAGGCUGUGAGUGGCAGGAGCUUAGCAGAUUACAAGACCUUUGAAAAAGAAGCACUAUAGUAGUAAUGAGUUGCCUGGUUUGCCCGGGCUCUUGCAAAUUAUCCAGACAAAAUUUAUUUUUUACAUUUAGUUAUGGCCAGUUUGGGAUGCCUUAAACUGCUUUAGACAAGAUUAGCCCCUGAUUGUAGUGUGGAGAGGUGAUUUCACUUCAGAAAAGACUGGACCCCAAAAAACCUUUUCAGACAGUUACACUAGUGCACUUACUGUUAAAGUCGGUGAGUUGUUAAAAUGGAGACUGUGGGAUCGUCUACUGCUGCAAAAUAAUGAAGCUGCAGUUUGAAGUGUACUACAUCAGAGCUGCCCUAGAUUCACCCUGCUAACACCACACCUAUUUCUUUCAUCCUCUUCUGAAAUUGUAUUAAUAGCCACACAUUUCCCCUGUCCAAAUUCAAAUCAACACCGUUUUUUUUCUUCUUGGGGCUGCCAUCCACCCUCCAGCCCAGACAAGCCAUGAGAUCAACUUGAUCAUGCAACUUGUAUCACUGUUGACCACUUGGCUGGGCAUCUGCAACUUCACCAGAAGGGUUCUGAGAAAAAAGAAACAUUUUAUUUGUUUUCUUUGCAAUGCUGAUCUAUCCUCUCAUCACUGAUCUCAUGGAUGGGCUCAGCUGUGGAAUAGGUGGCUGCCCAGUCCUCUUUGUUAAUAAAAUAAGAAAGGAGAUCGGCAGUACUCAUGUUAAACCCCAGCAAGUAGUACUCAACCUUUUUUCAAAAUGAUGGUGCUUGCCAGAUGGCUCUGUUCUGUCCUGUCACACUUCCCAUUCCACCCCAAUCCAGUUAAGAUACAUGCAGCAAAAAAAAACAUUUUCCCCACCCAAAGAACAAGAAGUGAGUUUUUAAACAUUGCAUUAAAGAAGUGCUUUCAUUGUUAAAAUGCUCAUGCAUCAUAUGCUCCUAUUGCACUGAAAGAGAUUUUUUUUACUAGUCUAGAUCAGGCUGAGCUACAGAAGAAUGAUGGCUACACUGAUAGAUAUGGAUAGAAAGAAAUAUUUCAACUUCAUAAUCCCAGGUAUUUCAAGUACUGUAGAAAUAUGGAAUGUAUUGCAGUCCAAAAACCCUAACAGACAAUACUUUCCCAUCCCUGAUAAUUGUUGCUCUAAUUUAACAAUAGGAUUCCUUUCCUACUUUGUGACCCGAGGAAGUAGGAAUAUUACUGGGGAGGGAGACAGUAGCUAAAACGAUGAGCUUUCUACCUUUCGAUUUUAAAGAAAAAAACAUUAGUUAUGUUUCAUUUAUAGCAACAGAUGGCACAACAGUGGAAGCAAAUGUGUUUAAAAAUCAAUCAAGGGUGGAGAUUGUAUUAAAGAUGUGUGUGUGAGCUUUAUUCCUCACCUAUUCAAGUCGAUUGGGAGUUUAGCCACAGCAAAAGAAAUCUAGGUCAGUGCUGCCUGCUGCAGAGUACAAGUGUCUUUUGGGGAGGGAUGCUGCUCAGCUGUUCUCUGUGAUAUACACGGUGAGAGGAAAUUGUAGGUUUAGUGCCUUUGAAUACAUUUGGCCAGAGAAUGUCUGCUGUAAUUCCUGAGCUCAGAAGCAAUAUGAAAGAAAAAUAAGAAACUGCAUUAUGUACUUCUUCACAAAGUCACAUAGGCAAGAGAGAAAAACAGAAGCAUCAUCACUGGGAAGGUAAAAGAGCACCAUUUAGCCCUUUCAAGACAUCAGAUGAAGCCUAACCAAGAGAUAAAGAAGUCCUGUUUUAUGUGUCAUGGCUGAGGAAUGUAGAUUCCCCCCCCCCCCACACACACACACACACACACAAUACUGUUUGAGAACAACUUAUUAUCAGCCCAAGCUGUCAUAGCUAAUGGUGAGGGAUGAUGGAAUUUGUGGACUGAUCAUAUUUGGAGGCCAUGUUCCCCAUCCCUGCUGUAUGAAAGAAGCCUGAUUUUUUGUGCUGAAGCUCCUCACCAGUCCAGACUCCCUUACCUAAGAGGUACUGUCUGCCAACAGCUUCCUGGUGACCAAAAACUGGCCGCCUAAAACUGAGGCUGCAUCUACACUGCCCUAUUUUCCAGGAUCUGGUCCCAGAUUAUCUGGUUUGAACUGGAUUAUAUAAAUCUACAUUGCCAGAUAAUCUGGGAUAUGCAGAUAAUUUGAGAUCAGAUUUUGGGAUAUAGAGCAGUUUAUUUCAGCCUGAGUAGCAAUUUAGUGUUCUUUUAAAUUGGUGGUGAAUAUCAUGCUGCCUUGCAUGCAUUAUUGGACUUCAGUUCCCAACAUCCUUUACCAUUAGCUGUGCUGACCAAGGCUGUUGGCAGUAUUGAUUGAACAGUAUCUAGAGGGCCAUGUGAUCCUCACUCCUGUUUUUUUAAAUAAAAAAUCCUACUCUGUGGAGGUUGAAAAGGAGGUUAAAAAGGCUUGCAAUCUCGCUGGGAUUAAAUGAACAGAAGCUUGUAAAUUGAAUUAUGCUAAAGAUCUGAGGCAAACUUCUAAAGCUCUUUCACUGCCACUUAAAUUAAUCCAGUCUAAGAACCUAGUCAGUACUUGGAUGGCAGAUAGCCAACAAAUAUAACGUAUUAUAUAUUUCAGAGGAAUGCAGUGGUAAAGCUACUUCUGAGUAUUCCUUGCCUGAGAAAACCCUAUGAAAUUCAUUCUUGGCAGUAUUUUAGAGAAGGCUGCUAGAUAGUCAUUCUGUGAUUGAUGAAAGCUGACACCAGAGUUUAAAGAGAUAAAGUUUAAGCAUGGAGUUAUUUUGUUGUACUACUAGCCAGACUGGCAUCUACACCACCCUACCCCCCUAUUCUGGGGAUUGUGGCUCUUUUUGGGGUGGAGAGAAGAAUUGGAAAACAAGGGUUGAGCUAAAUGAGGGGCAGAGAUCAUACAGCUAAUGGGAUGCUCUUGGGUUACAACUGCUACUCCCAGCAGCCAUGGGCAACAGAAGUGAUGGUAAGGUCUCAUGGGAGUCACAGUCCAAAGACAUCUGAGGGGCAUCAUAAUUCUCAUCCCUGGUUUAUAGCUCUGAAGUGUGUUGUUACCAGAUAUGAGCACUGUGUUGAUGAAGUUAAAAGAAGAGAGAAAUGAUGGUGCUUGGGGCAGGGAGGGACUAUUGAACUACCAAGAGCCUAUAUUGCCAAUGAACCUAACAGCAAUGGAAGGAGGAGGAAACUGUUGUCAAAGGUUGUCAUGGCCAUAAAUUCACAACAAUCCAUAGGGGGAAGUUCCGACCUCCAUCCUGUACAAUGUAUGUCCCAGGAAAGUGAAGCCCAGCCUGCAGAUGACUUGGCAGUCAGCCUCUUUUUAUAAUCCCAGAUGGGAAGAAAUGGCAGGAGUCUUCUCACAAGGCAGCUCAACUGCAUUUAGCUUGGAAGACCUUGAGUGGUGCAGGCCAUCUGAGCCUUACCUUAAAACUGCCUGUACGGGAAGCAUGUUAAUUGAAAGAAACAUCUGCAAAUUGAACAAAAACCUUUGCACAUUUCUGGGAAACAAAAAUUGAGACUGAAAUGUAUUGGCUUCCAGACAGCUAUGCCAACAGCAACAGGGGGUUUCCCCUCAAGAGCAUUAGUUCCUUCAUGACAGAGCAAUAGUUGUGUUUGUAAUAUUGUGUAUAUAUAAUAUAUCACCAUCACAUGUACCAGAUGUGGCACAAGAGCACCCCCCUCCUCAUAUGUCUUGACACAAUGUUUUAUAAUGAGCCUGCUCUUUUUUUAUAUCAGUCACCUUGCCACUUCAGUGGCAUAAUCUUGCCAAGAUAACUUAUUUUUCCAAGUAACUUCUGAGCCACUGUAUCUUGUUUCAUUUGUGCUCCUGCUCACCCAGUAACAUACACUCACAUGUAUACACUUGAAAACACUUGUACUUACAGCAAGGAGAAUGUGUACAACAUAGAUACUUUUGAGUAAAAAAUAAAAAUAAAAUAUAUAUGGACAUUAAUAAUAAAGAUAUGUUUUAUGACUA
Messenger RNA from Anolis carolinensis (green anole), 8289 nucleotides. It is a transcript of the gene mgll, whose product is annotated as monoglyceride lipase. Bases 418 to 1353 code for a protein of 311 amino acids. The record is from RefSeq and is a predicted model, not a curated record. The transcript has 8 exons. Lineage: Eukaryota; Metazoa; Chordata; Lepidosauria; Squamata; Anolidae. Gene Ontology annotation, cellular component: membrane. Gene Ontology annotation, molecular function: monoacylglycerol lipase activity.